GCUAGUCAUCACCAAGACAAAAGUAACUGAAGAGGGAGAGCACCAAGCGAACCAGCACUUGCGGCGGCGGCGAGAUGGCCUCGGGCAAUCGCGCACUCCCGAUCGAGAACGGCGAGGUCCUCCCUGCCGCCGGAGGCAAUGGCGAGGGCGGGAACGGCGGCAGCGGCGACGGAUUCAACCGCAACCGCUCCUCCGUGGACCAGCAGAUCGAUGACAUGCGGAGGAGGCUGCGGGAGUUGGAGGAGACCGAGCGCGAGAUGCUAGCCGUCGCCGCCGCCGCUUCGCAUGAAGAUCCAGCUGCAGCGGCAACCGCACUCGAAAAGGCAGAGGUGGAUGCUUGCUCCAUCUAUGUUGGAAAUGUUGACUAUGGGUGUUUGCCAGAGGAAGUUCAGGAGCAUUUUCAGGAUUGUGGAACUGUCAACAGGGUUACAAUUCUGACAGACUUUUAUGGCAACCCCAAAGGAUAUGCGUACGUGGAGUUUCAUGAAGCUGAGGCAGUCCAAAAUGCUCUCCAGCUGAAUGAUACAGAACUGCAUGGCCGUCCAUUGAAGGUGUGUCCAAAAAGAACUAAUGUUCCAGGAAUGAGCUACCAUAGGGGAAGGCGCCCGUUUCAACCUUACUAUCCCCCCUAUCCAGCAUUUGGGAGGUCACCCAGGUUCAGGAGGUCACCCAGGUUCUAUCCCUAUUACUGAUUCUGCCGGGUUGCAGUGACUUCAGUUUUUUGCUAGCGAAUUUCCAUGAUACAUACAGAAGAUACAGGCAAAGACCCUGAAAAGCUGCGACUUCUAAAAGUUACAUAGUCUCCUUGUUGUCAUACCUCCCAUCAGACCAUGAUGACUUUUACCUUAGGAAUGAACCUAUGUUCCGAAUUAUCCCGUGAUCAGCCGGCCUGGUGGGUUUUAUACCGUUGACUUUAGCUUUGAAGUUUUAUCGAAUUUUGAGUCAGAAUUGUUGGCAAAGUCGUGUACUCUGCUUGCUCUAAUGAGUUCAAAGCAGUUGGACCUGAAUUAUCUGCAACCAUUGGCGAUAUACAUUAUGCCUGUUAGUUCAUGUUUGUUGUCU
Molecule: messenger RNA, 1062 nt
Organism: Triticum aestivum (bread wheat)
Lineage: Eukaryota; Viridiplantae; Streptophyta; Magnoliopsida; Poales; Poaceae
Product: polyadenylate-binding protein 1
Exons: 6
Coding region: 75-692 (205 amino acids)
Molecular function (GO): poly(A) binding
Source: RefSeq, a predicted model, not a curated record